AUGUCUUCACACGCGAGCCGUGGACUGUCGCAUGCCGGCGUCCUUCAUGAAUAUGCUCCAAGACUGGUGGCCUUCGAGUUCACCCCACCAUCAGAUGUCAACAAGCUACACAGCCUGAUCUUCGUAGGCGGCCUGACAGAUGGAUUCUGCACGGUCCCAUAUGUUUCCAAGCUAGCCCAAGCAUUGGUAAACACUGAGUGGUCUGUCUUCUCCGUUUUGCUCUCUUCUUCCUACGGCGGAUGGGGAGUCGGAAGCCUCGAUCGCGAUGUCGAGGAACUCGGCCAAUGCGUCCGAUUCAUUCGCGACCUCAAGGCAUCACAACAGCCCAGCGCACCAGCCAAGUCUGCAAAGAUCGCAGUUAUGGGUCACUCUACGGGUAGCCAAGAUGUGCUUCACUACCUCUAUUCACCCAACUCUGGCUAUGGCCUCCAGCAUCAAGUUCGCCCUCCACUUGACGGCGCUAUUCUGCAGGCUCCUGCGUCAGACAGAGAGGGUCUCCAAGCAAUCAUCGCCGACUCUCCGCAGCCCGAUGAGCUCAAGAAGGUGUACAAUGAACUUGUAGACUUUGCUAAGAAGCAGCCAUACACGGAGAAAAACAUCGAUAACGUUCUCCCGAUGCAUCUCACUUCCAAACUUUCAUAUCCUGCCGACACGCCGCUGAGUGCUCGGCGAUUCUUGAGUUUGGUUAGCCCCGAAAGCCCUGAGCACCCAUCUGAGGAUGAUCUUUUCAGCUCCGACUUGAGUGAUAAGCGCUUGCAGGAGACGUUUGGGAAGAUCGGUACUCAAGGAAUCAUCCAGUCCAAGCUGCUAUUUUUGUAUUCGGGCAAUGAUGAAUACUGCCCGCACUGGGUGGACAAAGAGAAACUGUUGCAGAGGUGGCAGCAGGCUACUGAAGCGGGAGGCGGCUCAUGGGAUACGGAAAACAGCGGUGUGAUCGUCGGAGCCAGCCACAAUGUCAAGGAUGAAGGUCAACAGGAGCUUAUUGAUCGAAUUCUACGAUACCUUCACAGCCUCUAA
Messenger RNA from Penicillium arizonense, 1017 nucleotides. RefSeq lists its product as uncharacterized. The coding region runs from base 1 to 1017 and encodes 338 amino acids. The record is from RefSeq and is a predicted model, not a curated record. Lineage: Eukaryota; Fungi; Ascomycota; Eurotiomycetes; Eurotiales; Aspergillaceae. The transcript is spliced from 2 exons.